Messenger RNA from Zygosaccharomyces rouxii, 1233 nucleotides. Its product is annotated as dipeptidase. Lineage: Eukaryota; Fungi; Ascomycota; Saccharomycetes; Saccharomycetales; Saccharomycetaceae. Gene Ontology annotation, biological process: proteolysis. The transcript has a single exon. Bases 1 to 1233 code for a protein of 410 amino acids. Gene Ontology annotation, molecular function: metallodipeptidase activity. The record is from RefSeq and is a predicted model, not a curated record.
AUGUCAAUUGAUGAGAGGUUUGAAUCACUGUGUCAAAAGGUACCCAUCGUGGAUACUCAUAACGAUUUUCCUUACCUCUUGAGAGUUCAAUUGCACAAUGAAUUACACUGUGAUGGUAACAAGUUUGAUUUUGGAUCCAUGCUAACUAGUCAUACCGAUCUCGUGCGAUUAAAGAAGGGAAAAGUUGGUAUUCAGUUCUUUAGCUGUUUCAUUGAGUGCAAAGACGAUGAUUACCUGUAUGAGGAUUUUAAUAAGCCAAAUGCUGCCGUAAGAGAUACACUCGAGCAAAUAGACGUAGUCCAAAGGCUUGCUGACGAGUAUCCUGGAGAGCUUAAUUUUGUCGAAACGGCAGACGAAGCCUUGGAAAGCUUCACACGGAGUCAUGGACAAUCUAUUUCUAUUACAUUGGGUAUUGAAGGUUUACAUCAGUGCGAUUUAUCAUUAGCAGUGCUAAGGCAGUACUAUCGUUUGGGUGUACGUUAUAUCACCUUAACCCACAAUUGCGAUAACCCUUUUGCGACUGCCGCUUCCUCCAUUGCCGCAGGUAAACCCGAUCAUGGCUUGACGUGUUAUGGUGUUGAUUGCAUUAAGGAGAUGAACCGACUCGGUCUGAUUGUAGAUCUUAGUCAUGUUUCCCACAAAACCAUGGUCGAUACUUUGAAAGUGACAAGGGCACCAGUUAUCUUUUCUCAUAGUUCUGUCUAUACUCUUACAAACCAUGAGAGAAACGUUAGAGACGAUGUCCUGCAAAUGGUUAAGAAUAACGGUGGUGUAGUUUGCAUCAAUUUCUUCCCCGUAUUUCUGCAAAGGCAGGCGGGUGGGGAAGUGACCAUUGAUGAUGCUGUUAGGCAUAUAAAAUAUGUAGUAGACACUAUAGGUUGGGAUCAUGUAGGUCUAGGUUCUGAUUUCGAUGGCAUACCAAAGGGUCCUAUUGGUCUUGAAGAUGUUUCCAAAUAUCCAGAUUUAAUCAGAAGAGUAUGGGAGGAAACCGGUGCUGCUGAGAAGGAUAUAGCCAAGUUGAUGGGCUUGAAUGUAUUCAGAGUCUGGAAAAGGUGCGAAGAUGUAGCUAAAAGCUGGGAUCAAAGUGAUACACCUGUGGAAAGCAAUUGGUCCGAAAGGAGGUGGGAAUUUUUUGAGUACUGUAAGGAUUUUCCAGAAAUAUACCCUGGAAGCUUUACCGCCCAGCAAAAUGUCUAUAAGGACACUCAAUUACUUGAUAAUUCGAAAAAAUAA